CGUGAUGACCCGAAAGCCUUUUCUUUCCUCCCCCUUUUCCUUCUAAUAUCUCUUGCUGAUCCUGUCGAGGACGCGUCACUUUAGUUGCUUUCUCUGCAUGAAUGGUUCAGAUGAGCCGCAUCGGAACCGCCGAGUCGCCGCGCGCUCAAAAAAAAAAGCCAUCAGGUUUUAAUGUGCAUCUAAUCAAGCCUCUGACUGAAGAGACCCUGCUGGAUUGUUGCUGAUCAACUGAGCCAUUCAUUCAUCUUGAGAGUUAGUUGCUGGUGACUCAUCGCUGUCCAUCAAAGAAACAAAAAAAGUCUUAACCAUGUGGAGUGACCAGAACAAUGGAAGCCAGCACGGACAUGUGACUGCCAGGAUGGAGACCAGUUUGCCAAUGGGGACCCCGAGCAUCUCGGUAUCGCAGCACCAGGCUCCGAAAAAGUUUGCUCCAGUUGUGGCGCCCAAACCCAAGUUCAACCCGUACAAGGCUCCAGGGGACUCUACACAUGAUAUUGCAGGCGAUUAUCCUCUGCCACCUCCACCUGUAGUGGACACCAGCGGCAUGGCAUCUUCCUCGUCUUUCCCUCCACCUCCACAGAUGGACGAGAGCUCCUUUGGAUUUCAGAUCAAAGGGCCAGAGAAGACCCUGGAGGAGAGACGCUCAAGCCUAGAUGCCGAGAUCGACUCACUGACCAGCAUUCUUGCCGAUCUGGAGAGCAGCUCGCCGUAUAAGAGUCGCUCAACACAGAAUUCUGCCACCCUACCGGCGAGCCCUAGCACCCCUGUUACAGGAUAUAAACGCAUGGUGAUCCCCAACCAGCCACCUCUGACUGCCACCAAAAAAUCUACUCCCAAGCCUCAGGCUCCUCCAUCUGCUGCUCCAGCCUCCUCUCCAACUCCUUCCACCAGACCUCAGCAGCCAGUUCCUGCUUCCUACAGCACAGCCUCUACUCCCAGUCAGCCCACAUUCAGUGUGCAGGCUCGAGCAGCUCAGCCUGGCCCUCAACAGCAGCAUCAGCAGCCUGCCCGAGCCACAUACGCACAGGGGCAAUACACACCUUCUCAGCCUCGAGCCCCUGACUUUGCCUAUGGGCCUCCACAGCCUACUUUCACUUCAGCUGGAGGGUACCAUGAGCAACACUAUGGUGGACCACCAGGUCUUGGAGGCCAGAACACCUGGAGAGCUGAGCCAAGCCAUCACUCUGCACUACCGCAGAAUCAGAGCUACCAGCCUCCUGCCCCGAAGAAGACCUAUAUUACCGACCCUCCUGCCAGCAUGGCACCUUAUGGAGCAGGAGUAAUGGGGGCUCAAAAGGCUCCAGGUCUGUCCACUGCUCACCCUGAAGAAGAGCUGGACAGACUGACCAAGAAGAUGCUCUUUGAUAUGAACCACCCACCAUCAGAGGAAUACUUCGGACGCUGUGCAAGCUGUGGGGAAAAUGUGCUUGGUGAAGGCACUGGCUGCACUGCCAUGGAUCAGGUCUUCCAUGUGGACUGCUUCGUGUGCAUGACCUGCAGCUCCAAGCUGAGAGGAAAACCUUUCUAUGCUGUGGAAAAGAAGGCUUACUGUGAGCCAUGCUACAUUAACACCUUGGAGACCUGUAACAUCUGCAGUAAGCCCAUCAUGGAGAGGAUUCUGCGGGCGACGGGUAAAGCAUACCACCCACACUGCUUUACCUGUGUGGUGUGUCACCGGAGCCUGGAUGGCAUUCCUUUCACCGUGGAUGCCUCCAACCACAUCCACUGCAUCGAGGAUUUUCACAAGAAGUUUGCCCCUCGUUGCUCUGUGUGUAAAGAGCCCAUAAUGCCUGCUCCUGGCCAGGAGGAAACGGUGCGCAUUGUGGCCCUGGACCGAGAUUUCCAUGUGCAGUGCUACCGCUGCGAGGACUGUGGCUGUCUGCUGUCUGAGGGUGAUAAUCAGGGCUGCUACCCACUGGAUGGUCAUGUUCUCUGCAAGAACUGCAACACCAGCCGCAUCCAGGCCCUCACUGCCAAGGCCACCACUGACCUCUGAGUCUAUUCUAUUCUCAUACACUCUCUCUCUCUCUCUCACACACACACACACACACACACACACACACACACACACACUUAUAUAAUCCUAACUCAUCUGAUAUAUUGUGGCUGCAUUUUGAAAUAUUCUCACGCUUAAUACAAUGCUUAAUACACACACACACACACACACACACACACACACACACACACACACACACAAACACACAGACAAACACGCAGUUCAUAGUAAUCACGUCAUGCACGUUUGUUGCAGUCACUCCUAAAGCAUUUUAUCUUUGCAUAUGUAUUCUAAUAAUAAAAAAUUUAAAAAAACA
Molecule: messenger RNA, 2312 nt
Organism: Silurus meridionalis
Lineage: Eukaryota; Metazoa; Chordata; Actinopteri; Siluriformes; Siluridae
Product: LIM domain containing preferred translocation partner in lipoma
Exons: 12
Coding region: 308-1996 (562 amino acids)
Biological process (GO): cell-cell adhesion
Cellular component (GO): stress fiber; focal adhesion
Source: RefSeq, a predicted model, not a curated record